Molecule: messenger RNA, 568 nt
Organism: Symbiodinium sp. CCMP2456
Lineage: Eukaryota; Dinophyceae; Suessiales; Symbiodiniaceae
Source: the annotation of a GenBank genome assembly
GCUAAACUUCUUGGAGCAGCUACAGGAUUGCCGUAGGAAGCAGAAAAAAGUCGAGCCCUCCCCAUCAGAGGAGCCCCGCAAGGAGGACAGCAAGGGCCCCUCCAAGGUGUCGCUGAAGCGCAGGUCCAAGAUGGAGGACCCCGUGUGGAUCCGAGCCAACUGGGAGGUCGCCAAAGAGCCGACGGCAAAGGGCACAACACUUGAAGAGGCCGAAAGGUUGCUUGAAGAACGAGAGGCCGCCGAACCCGACUUCUUCUGCAUGGCCAGGAUUUGGGCUGGAGGUUGGGGUGGGCAAUGCCGUUUGCCGCACCUUCCUGGUAUAGAGUACUGCGAAGCACACCAAGCACAAGUCAAGCGCCAGCGCUACCUGACUCACGGGCGUAUGGAUGGGGAGAUCCCACCGAAGAAGAAGAAGGAGUUCGAAGUCACGCAGCAGAGGCUCAGGGCGCGCAGCUCUGGUUCCGAAGCUGCACAACCAGGCGCGUGCAAGAACCGCGGCCUGCUGGACCUCCUGCGGAAGGAGACUGCGGAGGUCAAAGCUGAAAAAGCUCCGCAGAAAAAAGGUUGA